UGUUAACGGUGUUCAUUAUUUAUUUAUUUAUUUACUUUUUUGCAGCAUCCUCGAUAGCAAAGCCGCUGGACAUAGAUUGUCUCGUACUUUUUCAAAUUUGAAGUGAAUAAAACUCAGUUCAAUCCAUCCGACAAUGGAGUCCUCCGUGCUGAAUGCCGAAAUAUCCGCUUUGAGGCAUUUUCUGCCAUAAAAUAAUGCAUAAUAGCUACCGAAGCCUUCCUUGACGAAGUUUUACAAACUUUGAAAAUGUACGAAUUGGGACACUUUAACUGGAGCCACACUUCAUGGCAACAUAAUUGGUUUGGCUCAAUAGUUCAGUUCACAGCCCGGUCACCAUUCCCGCCCACAGCCCCUGGCCUUUGCCAUAACAGAGGAAGAAUGAUUUUAACCAUGCAAAAAUAACAUUUUCAACCACGCAUCUCUGCGCCCGUCCUUCCUCAACAACCGCGGCCGCGCCACGCCGGCGCGCUGUUGCAAAAUCCAAAAGACCUCCGCCAACGGCAGCAGUUAUUCCGCCCGGAACCUCCAGCCUCUCGCGAGACUCUCAGCUACGGUUGGGGGCGCGCAAGAUUUGAAGGCAGCCUGAGGGCGCGAGGAAGCUGGCGCGAGUGGCGGAAACAGAUCCGUUGGCGCAGCUAUGAAAGGGGAAAAGUUGUUUGAUAUUAGGAAGGCCUUUGAGGAAGCUCAAAAACUUCACCAAAAUCAGGCCAAAUUGGUGGCAUCUUUAAAGCAUACCUAUAAUGAGUUACAAGACAAGGACUAUUUUCAUGAAAAGUUUGUUCAUUACCUGAAGUAUGCCAUGGUAAUCUACAAACGAGAACCGGCAGUGGAACAAGUGAUAAAUUUUGUGGCCAAGUUUCUGGCUUCGUUGUAUAAUUCGGAGAAAGAGGAUGCUGAAGAGGAAGAAAUGGAAAAUCCCUUUCUAAAUUACCUGUUCACCUUUCUCCUUGAGUCCCACCCCGCUAACAGCAAUGCAGUUAGAUUUCGUGUGUGCCAACUUAUUAAUAAACUUUUGGGAAGUCUGCCAGAGAACGCCCAGAUCGAAGAUGAAUUGUUUGAUCAGAUUAAUACUGCUAUGCAGCUCAGAGCAAGAGACAAAGUACCAAAUGUGAGAAUCCAAGCUGUGUUGGCUUUGUCUAGGCUUCAGGAUCCCAAGGACGACCAGUGUCCAGUUGUUAAUGUUUACAACAGUUUAAUUGAGACUGACUCCAACUCAGAAGUAAGGCGUGCUGUGUUGUUCUGCAUUAGUCCAUCAGUUAAAACUCUACCCAAAAUUAUUGGUCGUACCAUGGAUGUAAAAGAGACAGUCAGGAAAUUAGCAUAUCAGGUGAAUAAAUAUCUGGUACUGGCAGAAAAAGUUCAUGUCAAAGCUUUGACAAUAGCCCAGAGAGUAAAACUUUUGCAGCAAGGACUUAAUGAUAGAUCAGAAAGCGUGAAAGAAAUGGUACAGAAACAACUUCUCCAAGCUUGGUUACAUCUAGUUGAAGGAAAUGUCUUAGAAUUGCUCCAUCAUCUGGAUGUGGAGAGUUGCCCUGAAGUGGGUGUUCUAGCCCUUAAUGCUAUGUUCCGGCUGUCUCCCCACCAGGAUCUGAUUAAAAAUUUUUCCGAACUUGAUGACAGGAAAACCAUUCCAAUAGAAAAACUGACUGCAGAGAGUGCCUUAUAUUGGAAAGCUCUUUGUGAGCACUUGAAAUCCAAAGGAGAAGAAUUCUUAGAAGAAUUCUUGCCAGAGCCUGCUAUCUAUGCGGAUUAUCUGUUGAGCUACUUUCAAAGUAUUCCAGUACUCAAUCAGGAAGAAAAGGAAGAUCUGGCCUGCAUUGAGCAAUUGAUGACCAAGGAAUUUAUAGGUCAGCAGUUAAUUCUAAUAAUCGGUUGCAUGGAUAUCACCGAAGAAGGAGGCAGGAAGAAAAUGCUGAGUGUCCUACAAAAAAUUCUUUUGAUUCCAACCACGUCAGCAUCUCUUGUAUCCCAUCUUAUGGAAAAGUUGCUCUGCCUUUUGAAGGAUGAUGAGCGAAGAAUCCAGAUGGUUGCUGAAAUAAUUUCAGAGGCACGGGAAACCGUUAUGACAGUAGACAAGCAGCAAGAUGCAAGUGAGAUAAGAAAACAAGAGCUUAAGCUGGCAGAAAUAAAAGUGAAACUCAUGGAAGCAAAGGAUAUUCUGGAGAAGUGCAUAGCCAUGCAAGACUUCAGCCAUGCUUCUGUGUUAAAGGAGAAGAUUAUAGAGCUGGAAGGUAUAAAGAGUGGCUUGUUGAAAGAGGCGGAAGAAUCCGAAACUAAAGAGAUAUGCAUGGAAAAGAGUGAUCCAGAAACACUUCUGAAGUGUUUGAUGAUGUGCAACCAACUUCUGAAGCAGAUCUCACUUUCCAAAGGGUUAGGACCUACACUGGAUGGAAUAAUUGAAUCCCUGAUAAUCCCAGGAAUUACUAAUAUCCAUCCUGCUGUGCGAAACAUGGCGGUGCUGUGCUUGGGCUGCUGUGGCCUGCAGAGCAAAGAGUUUGCAAGUCAGCGCCUCACUUUGCUGUUGCAAGUAUUGCAAAUUGAUGAAAUGAAGGUAAAAUUGAGUGCUUUAAAGGCACUGUUUGACCAGGUAAUGAUAUUUGGAAUAGAACCAUUCAAAGACAGAAAAGUUCAAACUGGAAAUGAAGAAAAUGAGAGUGAGAAAACUAAGGAAACAGAAGAAGAAACAGCUACCACUCACAACCUUCUUCAGCUUCUUUCUGGGUUUCUAGAUAGUGAGUUUUCAGAACUUAGAACUGAGGCUGCUGAGGGACUGGUGAAGCUCAUAUUUUCUGGCCGGCUAAUCAGUGCUAAGCUUCUUUCUCGACUGGUUUUGUUGUGGUAUAAUCCAAUGACAGAAGAGGAUACACGUCUCCGACAUGCCUUGGGAGUUUUUUUCCCUUUAUUUGCAUAUUCAAAUAGAACCAAUCAGGAAUGCUUUGAAGAAACUUUUCUUCCAACGUUGCAAAUAUUAUUUAAUGCUCCAGCUUCAUCACCAUUGUCAGAGGUUGAUGUAGCUAACGUUGCUGAACUUCUGGUGGAUCUAACAAGGCCUAGUGGAUUGAAUCAACACUUUCAGAACUGUCAGGGUUUGACAGUUCAUGAUAAUUUAGCGCUGAAAAUAUGCAAUGAAAUUUUGACGGAUCCAAGUGCGCCAGAUGUCCGGAUAUAUGCAAAAGCUCUCUGUUCCUUAGAAUUCAGUAAGGAUUUCACAAAAGACCUCAUGGAUUUAUUUGAGGAUAUUCUUGUGACAGUAAAAGAUAAAAUGUCUUUAAAAAUGGUUGAAAAGGUGAAGAACAACUUAAACAAAGGAAACCCUGUUGAUGGACAUGUUUCAAAAGAAAAGGACACUGCAGAAGUAACUGAAAACAAUUUGGACUGCAAUAAAUCAUGUAUGUCCACUGAUCAAAAUAAGGAAGGUGAUAAAGUAAUCACUCCUACUGAAGACACAGAGAACACACCUCUAAAGCCAAGAUCUACAAGAAACAGAACAACAAAAGGUCUGAGGAAAAUAGAAAUGCAGACUGAGCACCAAAGUGGGUGCUCUAGAACUAAAGGAUCUGAAAGUGACAGAAAAAUUCAGCAACCUGUUUCCAUAACAUAUUCGAAAUCAUCCUGCCGAAUCAAAACAACAGCUCUUGCAAAAACGAAAAUGGAUCUCUCCAAGCUUCUAGACAAAGAAUAGGUUAACCAAAUCUGAUGGUCACUAAAAUUUGCUUUAUGUGCUGCAUAAUAAAGAUAAAACCUUUUUAAUGUGGUAUAUUUCAUACAAAGAUGUCUCUAUUUUUUUAUAGUGCCCAUUAAGUAUGCUUGAGAAUUAUACUUAAUUACAACCUAUUGCAUAUACAGUUCAAGCUAAAGUUCAAACUCUAAAAGCUGUCUUGGAUGGUUAAAUCAGUUUUGUUUUUCAAAAUGUAAAUGUAUUUUGAAAUUUGUCCUUUGAAAUGUAAUAAAAUGAUGUAGAUUGUC
Messenger RNA from Pantherophis guttatus, 3966 nucleotides. Lineage: Eukaryota; Metazoa; Chordata; Lepidosauria; Squamata; Colubridae. The record is from RefSeq and is a predicted model, not a curated record.